CAGUUCUGAACAAACGGCAGGCCCAGGUUCAGGAUGAACUCAUACUUAGAUUACCCCGUGUGCAACCGGGGAGCAAAUAUUUUCAGCACAAAGGCCGGAUACCACAACUUAAACCAUGGAUAUACAUCCUCCAACUCUUGCGCAACAAGUGAUAGUUACGCUCCGGACGGACGUGUAAUGGUCGCAACUUCGGCGACCCACCAGACUCCGAGCCUCCCUCUGCACCACCAGAACCACGUAGGCUUGGACAUGCCGUUCGCAGGACCGGGCAACUCCGUGUAUGGCUCACCUCUGGAGUACGGACAUCACCAGUACGGCCUCGCCCCCGAGCAGGACCGGAGCUUUAUCCACGCACAAGUCUCACCCCUCACCACAAACAUGGCUCCCUACACCGGGGACAGCUGUGGGCCUGGGGUUGCACCGGGAGGCCAGUAUCUGCAUUUUGGCAGCGGGGAUCAGAGGCAGCAAGAAUAUUCAGAAAGUGUUUACGCAAGAUUACCGCCUCCAUGUAAGGAAAGGGAUUUGGAGCAUGUGGAGGAAACUUCGAAAACUUUCGACUGGAUGAAAGUGAAGAGGAAUCCUCCCAAAACAGCAGUCGUGUCGGAGUUCGGUGUUCCCGGCCAGCACAACGUGAUCCGCACUAACUUCACCACCAAGCAGCUGACCGAGCUGGAGAAGGAGUUCCACUUCAACAAAUACCUAUCGCGGGCAAGGCGGGUGGAGGUGGCGGCCAGCCUGGAGCUCAACGAGACGCAGGUGAAAAUCUGGUUUCAGAACCGGAGGAUGAAGCAGAAGAAACGGGAGAAACUGGGCUGUGUUUUAGUCAACACCCCGGCACCAGCGGAGAAACUUUCCACCUCUGAAGCCUCCCCAAAGACAAAAGAGAAAAACUAAACCAUGACUAAAAAUAUGACUGGAGGCCCGAGCACAGUUUUCCACAUUUUCCCCAAAGUUGCACCAUUCCAGAAAAAAACUGAAAAUUGCUUGUGGACUUGUGAACUAUACAGGGUAGGCAGUGUCUGCUUGUAGUCAUUUAAUCUUUCUAUUACACACCUCCAUGCUGUUUUUUCUUUGUUUGUUGGAGCACUGAUGUACUCAGUGUUACCGUUUGCACCAUAGCUGGACUGGCCAUCGGGCAUACCGGGCAUUUGCCCGGUGGGCCGCUCGUGAUUUUUCGUUUUAUGGGCCGAUGGGGUUUUUAUUU
Molecule: messenger RNA, 1204 nt
Organism: Oreochromis aureus
Lineage: Eukaryota; Metazoa; Chordata; Actinopteri; Cichliformes; Cichlidae
Gene: hoxb1b
Product: homeobox B1b
Exons: 2
Coding region: 34-894 (286 amino acids)
Biological process (GO): regulation of transcription by RNA polymerase II
Cellular component (GO): nucleus
Molecular function (GO): DNA-binding transcription factor activity, RNA polymerase II-specific; RNA polymerase II cis-regulatory region sequence-specific DNA binding
Source: RefSeq, a predicted model, not a curated record